UGACAUUGAGUGGGGUGGUAGGCAGGCUGCCAACGCUUCAGUCAAUGCGAUCAGGAUGGCUUGGCACCGGCUCCGGGCUGCUUUGAUAAACACCAAUUGUCCGGGAUGUAUUUAUUACAGUGCGCUUUGAUUACAUUGGCGCGAGGAGGGCGUCGCGAGUAGCACGAGGCGUAACAGACUUUUUUUAUUCAGCGUUUUAACCGUCGUUGCAGUCACUGCAGCAACAAACAAAACCUGCGUUGUGAUCCACCUCAAGGAGGAAACUGUCACCUCUGCUUCGACUGAAACUACAUCACCGUCUGAAAGAGGCAGACAGUCCUCACAGUGUCCGCGCCCACCUAAAAGAAGCAAACCUGCAGACUGCAGAUAUGAGCUAGCAGCAGGCUAACCUGCGUUAGCCAGUUAGCCGAGUUCGCUACGUCAAGAACUUUGUUGGCAAGCUACGUUAUCAACUCGAGAUACCAGCCGCGGUUUUAACCCAAUGGUUCUGGUCAAGGUACAACUUUAGAUGUCGUCUUAGCUGUCAGAGUAACUCGGGGCAGGAGAUAGUGGGAGUAUAAUGCAUUUUGUAGUUGCAAAAGUUAGGUAACGUUAACAUCCAGCUAGCUUGCGAGCCAUGCUAGUUUUUCUUAACGUGACUCACUGGCUGUUGAUGAAUGUAUCGUAUCGCAACAUCGGGUGUUGUCUGGCUGUCGCCCCUCCACUGAAAGGCUGCUGAUGACUCGUUUAUGACCAGAGAAGAGACUGUGUGUUGUCUCCUGUCGCUCCCGGGACAAAGCAGCUCGUGUUUUAUUUAACAAAAAUAUCGUUACUUGGAUUUCUGUGAUAAAACCAUCAUGGGGUCCCUGAAGGCUCUCCAGGAGUGGUGUCGGAUACAGUGUGAGAAUUACAACGACGUGGAAGUAAGGGACAUGUCAACGUCCUUUCGGGACGGUUUGGCGUUUUGUGCCAUAAUACAUCGCUACAGACCUGAAUUGAUAGACUUUGGCUCACUGUCUAAGGAGAAUGUCUACGAGAACAACCGACUGGCGUUUGAGGUGGCAGAGACGCAGCUUGGGAUUCCAGCCCUGUUGGACCCAGAAGACAUGGUGUCCAUGAAAGUGCCUGACCGGCUCAGCGUCAUCACAUACGUCUCCCAGUACUACAACUUCUUCAACAACAAGUCUCAAGCAAACCCCCCUAGCAUGAAAAGGCUGAGCUCCAUCAGUCAUAAUGAGCCAGCCCAGAAAAGGCCCCCGACCCCUUUGGAAGACAAAGCAGUUGAGUCUGAGCCGAGCCAGCCCGCGCAGACAGGUGUAGAAACGGUUGCAGCAGUCAAGCGCAGCACUCUCAGCAGCACCUGCGCUGCCUGCCAGAAACACGUCCACCUGGUGCAGAGAUUUCUGGUGGACGGCAAGCUCUACCAUCGCAACUGCUUCAGGUGCACAGAGUGUCACAGCACGUUGCUUCCUGGGUCCUACAAAUUAGGAAGCGACUCUGGCGCCUUGGUCUGUACACAUCACCUCGCAAGACAUGCUUUAACCAAUCAGAAUGGCCGGCCAGAUCUUAGUAAGAGACCAGUUGUAGGUGGGUCUGCCAGGAUAGGUCGCAGCACAAUUCCUCACACCUCGCCCUCUGAGAGGGAACAGGCAAAGACUCCUCUGGUAAACCAAAUCAAUGAUACUGACACGCCCACCAAUAACUCUGACACAGUCGCUGCUGUUACAACAAGUGCAGCAGACUCUUUGGAGAAAGCAAAGGAGAUGGAUGGCAGCGGAGGGACAGAGGAGACACCACGUUCUUCUUCUCCUCCCAACCCUUUUGAUGAGAGCGAUGAAGAGGAGGAAGAGGGCGAGAAAGAGGAAGAUACCAAGACACCAGCCAAAUUAACGACCAAUGGGGACCUCCCUUCUACAUCUGACAGUCAUAAUGAAGUUGCCAGUCGGCCAGUACCUGCACCCCGCCGGAUCCCUGAACCGACCCCUCCUCCUCGCCCUGCCCCUCGAGUUCGGCUACCCCGUACGGCAGAUGGCCUUACAGCUGGUGAACAUCUGAAGCCUCCAACUCCUCCCAAACCUCGAGCAAGGUCACAGUCUCCUGGAAGCCUGUCCAGUGGCUCCCAUAAACCCAAAGACCCACCUUGGCUCGCCCUGGUCCAAUCAGAACCCAAGAAGAAGAAAGCCCCUCCCCCUCCCCCUGCCGGACUGGCAACCCCUCCCAAUACAGGCUCUCUGUCCUCUCUCAAAGGGGACGGCUCCAGACCCAGCACGCCUCCUGUGCCCGCCAACCCAUUCGAGGACGACGACGAUGAUGAAAAUGGCGAGGUAGCAGAGGAAGAGGGAAACGAAGGCAGUGCGAUUCCUUCCACAAUUGUUGCUAGUCACCCAUGGUACAGCAUCACUCAGGCAGCUGAUGCUACGACAGGUGCAGACACUCCCCCUAGUGGAGGAAGCUCGUCCCGCUCUGCUAGCCCGGGAAGCGCCAAGAGCAAGAAACGGCCGGCGCCUCGUGCUCCACAGCCACCUGCAGGUCACCAAGUUUCCUCUCACUCUCAGCCCUCCUCUUGCUCUCCCUCUCCAGCUCUCAGCACAGAGAGUCUGUCUUCUGGCUCGGACCACAGCUCCUCCCAUCCCCCUUUGGGUGGCGGUGGCGGUGGCAGUGCCAGCAGCGACCAGGAACACUCCUUCACCAAAAGUGUCUCGGAGCCUUCCAUCUGUUCGCCGUGCGACUCUACGGCAUCUCCUUCCUCCUCCUCGACUGAGCGUCUGCCUCAUGCUUCCCUAAGCCCCUACCCUUCCCCCAUGCUGUCAAAUGCCAGCUCAGCUCCAGCCACUCCACAGACCAGCCGCAGCGUUGGGGCCAAAGGGACCAGAGACCCUCCACCACGACCCCCAACAGCACCCAGCCCAUUGGCUUCAGGAGUCACCCCGACACACAAUAAGCGGAUCUGCAAGGAGAACCCAUUCAACAGGAAAGCUUCUCCCUCACCGGCUAAAUCCAAAUCCAAACCACCAAAAGGCCCUCGUCCUGCCAGGCCCCCGGCCCCUGGCCAUGGCUUCCCUCUCAUCAAACGCAAGGUGCAAUCAGACCAGUACAUCCCAGUAGAGGACAUCCAUGUGGAGAUGGGUCAGCUGGAGAAGCAGCUGGAUGAACUGGAGCAGAGGGGAGUGGAGCUGGAGAAGAAGUUGAGAGACAACCCGAAUGAUGAGGACGAGGAGAGCCUGUUGGUGGACUGGUUUACUCUGAUCCAUGAGAAACACCUUUUAGUGCGACGAGAAGCUGAGCUGGUCUACACAGCGAAGCAGCAGAACCUGGAGGAGAGGCAAGCUGACGUGGAGUAUGAGCUGAGGUGUCUUCUCAACAAACCAGAGAAAGACUGGACAGACGAGGACAAGAGUCGAGAGCAGGAGCUGAUGGCUGAGCUGGUUACCAUCAUCGAACAGCGCAACCAGAUUGUCAACAACAUGGACCAGGACAGGCAGAGGGAAGAAGAGGAGGAUAAACUUAUGGAGGCCAUGCUAAAGAAAAAAGACUUCCACAAGGAUCCAGACGUUGACCAGCACAAGAAAAAAGGAGCAAAGUUCAAACCCAUUAAGGUGCUCAAGCGGCUGAGCCAUAAAGGAGAACCAGGCAAGAGCCACAGCCCCCGCAAGGAGAAAUCACCAUAGAAAGGACACAUUCUCCUCUAAGAAGAUAUGAGGCUGUUUUAACAUGACUAAGGAAAAUGAAAAAAAGGACAUGCGAAAAGAAAAUGCAGCAGAUCAAGAAGAUGAGGUGUCCUUUAACUGUCAUUAAUGAGGCGGAAGUGCAACCCAAAACACUUCCUGCUCACAUCUUGUGACGCUUCUCCAAAAAGUCUCUGCAGUGACUAUUUUCAGUUGCCUUUGUGUGUUUUAAAGGGACAGUACAUUAACUGUUGUAAGAGCCGAUGUGUUUUUAAGUUCUCCAACCUUUCAAGCUAGUGAAGAAUAGGUUUCUAAAUUACUGCACUGAAUUGUUGUAUGUUCCUUCACUAUCCUUUUAUCAAGGCUCUGCAAAGGUGCGACUCAUCAGCUCGAGUGAAGUCAGUUGGAAUCAAAGUUGUUCGCUGAUAUCGAAGGUUUUUAAUCUAUGCCUGAUUUACGCUCGUUGAAUUCCCCUCCUUGACUCAAAAGGUCAGCAGCUCUGAGGAGGUUUCACGUCACGAUUGGUUUGAGCCUGUGGUACGAGUUAAAGUAAAACAUUUUACUGUCGUUUUUAAAGAUGAGCUCUGCUUUAAAUCUCGCAACAUCGCCCUUGAAAUGCUCGAUCGACAAUGGAUACCUAAGCUCUUCUAGCUGCUAUGUUAUGAUCAUAUGUGGUUUCCUAGUUUUUCUUCUUUAGUUCUGCAAUGGUGUCAUUGUGUAAAUGCAUAUCAUCAAAGGUGUGGAUGAACAUAGUACAGUAUUAGUGGGUGUGGGAGACUCUAGAUCAGAUUGAUGUAGAAGAUGUGAAGUCUGGAGGAGAGCAUUGUAGACAGUUUAUAAACAUGAAAGGUCACAUGCAAUAAUGAAUAUUAGAAAAAGCAGAUUUACAGUAUUUUAACAACUGUAGCGAAGCACCAGCUUAUAACAGUUUUAACAAUUGGGGAAAAACUGAAUAUGCAAUCAUUAAUUUAUAUUUUACUAUGCCUUUCUGUAUGUUCCCAUGUUUUGCCUUACAAGUGGAUAGGACAAAAAAAACAUGUUAAUAUUGUUUGUACGAGUGCCAUUUAUUUAAUUUCUUAUGUGGAUAAGCUUCAUUUGUUCGAGCUAAUGUAAAUGUCAGUAUGUUUACUCACUCUGUUCCUGUUCCGUCAGUUAGAUUGUCUAUUUGUCCUCCAUUUUAAAUGGUAAUCUCUGUCGUGUCUGUGUUUCCGCUCUGUGCCUGUCUUCCUGUCCGGCUGGAACCAAGGGCUUCUGUAGCGCCACCUUUCUGUUGAGUUAUACGUCGUCCGAAAACAGCAGCAGGAUUAUAAAAAAUACUGACACUGGAAGGCAGAGGAAUAAAAUAACUUAAUGCAAGUA
Messenger RNA from Epinephelus lanceolatus (giant grouper), 5003 nucleotides. It is a transcript of the gene micall1a, whose product is annotated as MICAL-like 1a. The record is from RefSeq and is a predicted model, not a curated record. Gene Ontology annotation, molecular function: protein binding. Lineage: Eukaryota; Metazoa; Chordata; Actinopteri; Perciformes; Serranidae.